This is a messenger RNA of Dentiscutata erythropus, 1245 nucleotides long. The record is from the annotation of a GenBank genome assembly. Lineage: Eukaryota; Fungi; Glomeromycota; Glomeromycetes; Diversisporales; Gigasporaceae.
AUGACUCACCGACGCGAUUCAUCGGUCCAUGAAGUUAAGGAAACCCUAGACGCUACGGUCACUGAAACAAAAGAAGGCGAGCGUUGUUUAAACAACUAUAUCCUGAAAGACAUUAUUGGUCAGGGUGCUUUUGGAACGGUCACCUUAGCUGUCGACAAAUACAAUGGAGAAAAAUUUGUAAAAUUUAGUAAAGCCCGGCUUCGUAAAAAAACCAAAUCUAACGUCUUUCGUCGUCCGCGUGGACGCGAUCGUGGGCGUUUUGGUAAAGCUAUUGAAAAUCCUGAUCCAUCAUCAACGGACCCCCUUUUUUUAAUCCGUGGCGAAAUUGCAGUCUUGAAAAAAUUAAGUCAUCAAAAUGUGGUCAAAUUGUUCGAAGUGUUGGAUGAUGAACAGGAUUCUUUAUAUAUGGUUUUCGAAAUUUGUGAAAAAGGUGUUCUUAUGGAUAUCAGCAUUCAGAAAGCAACGACGCCAUUCUCUAACGAGGAUACUAGACGUUAUUUUAGACAAAUGAUACUUGGAUUCGAGUAUUUACACGAACAUGACAUUGUUCAUCGCGAUAUCAAGCCCGAUAAUCUUCUCUUGUCUGCAGAAGGUGUCCUCAAGAUUGUAGAUUUUGGUGUAUCUGAGAUGUUUACUCAAGGGAAUGAUAAAAUGAAAAAAUCUGCUGGUAGUCCGGCUUUUAUGGCACCGGAAUUAUGCGUGGCCAAUCGUGGUGAAAUUUCCGGAAAGGCUGCAGAUAUUUGGUCUAUGGGCGUGACUUUGUAUUGUCUUAUUUUUGGACGUUUGCCUUUCGUGAAAGAUAACGUAGUUGACUUAUUUGAAUCGAUAAAAAGUGACGAUAUUACUAUUCCAGAAGGUUCGAAUCCGGAUCCAGACGUUGUGGAUCUUCUUCAUAAAAUUCUUGAAAAAAAUCCAGAGAAAAGAAUUAUUAUGGCCGAUCUCAGAAAACAUCCAUGGGUAACUAAUCGUGAAAACGAUCCUCUCAUAUCAACUGAAGAAAAUUGUAGCGAACUUGUCACCGAAAUUACAGAAGAUGAAUUAAGUUCUGCAAUUAAAUGCUUAAGUUUUAGAGGUGUUAUUGCUGUGCACCGUGCUGUUAAACAAUUCAAAAGAAUGUCAAAGUCGCAUUCGCAACAAUAUUCAGCAGAAGAUAUGGCUAAAUUGAAAAUAGAUGUUCAGGAUGCUAAGGAGGAGGAGGAGAAGAAAGAAAUAGAACCUAUUACUAUUAUCACAGAGAGUAUAUAG